ACUUAGUACUCAAACAUAACUAGCCUAACCUCUACAGUCGGAAAAAUACCAAGAACACCAUGCGGGCUAUACUUACCGUCGCCACUACUCUUCUCGCUCUCGUUUCCACCGUUUCGGCAACAAACCGAUGUAAUUGCGCCGGAGUUGAGGCUUGCCGAAAGGAUGGAGCUUGGGGAUGUGUCGAUCUGUCAGGCAAUACCUGUGUCGUUCAGACAUCAGACUGCAAUUCCGCGUGCGGCGGCUCCGGAUUCACCUAUAAGAGGUUCAAAUCAAAGAACGCAGAAUGCAUUUGCAGCCCGCAGGAUGUAAGUGCGACAAGGCCCUGUGACACAAACACAGCCGAGGUAGCCGGCCCCGGUGACGACAAAUAUUGCUGUACGCGAUAGAAUUCCAGGCGUUCACGGAGACAUCAUAGAACUACUGGUAGCCCGGGAGUUGUUUGGCUGAGGACGAGAUGAAGAACAUGGACAGAACAAGAGCAACAAUCCUUUAAGUUCUGCCAUUGCCUCUCUGGAGAAUCGCUCAACACUUUGCGGAGAUCCGGCUGAGAUAAAUGAGGGUUCUCAGUAAGGUAGUCUGGCUACAAAUGGUGAAAAUAGUGAACAAAAGCAAACUCAUUUUCUUCG
Molecule: messenger RNA, 626 nt
Organism: Pseudocercospora fijiensis CIRAD86
Lineage: Eukaryota; Fungi; Ascomycota; Dothideomycetes; Mycosphaerellales; Mycosphaerellaceae
Exons: 2
Coding region: 60-386 (108 amino acids)
Source: RefSeq, a predicted model, not a curated record